GCCAACCCGGUGGGGGCCAUCAAAAUUUCAAAAACGUACGCGGGCCCCUUUCGCGACGAGGAUAAAAGGCAGCAAUCGUGAUUCUUUCGGGCAGUGUCGAUACGAUCGCCGUGCUCGUUCGAGCGUCAACGUGCGAGGAACGGAAUAAAAAAGAGAGACAGAAGAAGACUGCAAGGGCGAGAAGUGAAGACAAGUUUGCGAGGAGUUGGAGUAAUCUGGUGUUCCGCCCGUCGUACGGAAAAGUCGAAAUAGUCAAGAUGUUGAGAUUCGCGAUAAUUGGCGCACUCUUCGUGGUAUCCGGCCUCGCCGCGCCGGCGUCGCAGGACGCGGCGGCGUCGCCGCCACCCUCGAUCCUCGAGGAGGCCCUCGACGUGUACGCCUCUUGUUCCGAAGAGUCGAGCAUCGCGGUGUGUCUCAAGCUGAAGGCCCUGCGCUUCGUCGAUCGUGCCGCCCGCUCAGCCGACAUCGAAAUUAUCGACGGAUUCAAGAUCGUGCAGACCGAGGAGGCGAAGAACAGCCGAGCUGACAAUGCAAGGUCUCUCAACGACAUUGAAAGCACCUUACCUGCUGAGGCCGAAGCCAAAGAGGCCGCAAUUGAUCAAGCCCUCGUCGACAGGGCCGGUAAAUUCUUAUCCACGCACACCAUGGAAUUGAGCAUUCCCGAGGAAGUUUCUCGCUCCUUCGACGAAGCUCGUGGCAAAAAGAAGAAGAUCGUUAAAUCCCUGCUGCCGAUUCUGCUGCUCCUGAAAUUGAAGGCCGCCGCCCUCAUCCCGAUCGCCCUCGGUGCCUUGGCUCUGAUCGCUUUCAAGGCCCUCGUCAUCGGCAAGAUCGCUCUCAUCAUCAGCUUGAUCAUCGGCCUGCAGAAGCUGCUCGCUCACAAGCACCAGAGCUACGAGGUCGUCGCGCACCCCGUCCACGACUACGGACACGAUGUGCACCACGAUGUGCACCACGGCUGGGCGAGAUCGGCGGCCGCUUCCGACCUCGCGUACAAAGCGUACAAGAAGCCCUCUAAAUAGCUCAAUGUUAUAUGUACAACUUCUCUCCCCUUUAACUCUCUACCUUCAUUCGCCAAAGUGAUCGCUCUUAACCCGGCGAUCACCUGAGGGUGGCGUGGCUCAGCUUCUCAGGGAUCCGCGGACUAAGCUCAGCUCGACAACGAAGACGCUCGCCGACGCAAUGGACGACCGGAUUGUAACGCGCUCCUACGCGGACAAGCAAACGACUGUUAGACGCGGACGGCUACUGAAUUUUUGCACGGACUGGAUUCAAUUACGACUCGAUUGACCCUCGACGACGCCGAAGCCGACAGGGAUGCUACAUCGAUGCUAAAAAGAAAAUUCGAUGUACAUUCCGACGAUUUUUUUCACGACGAUACUCAUCACUUUACCGACAAAGACUGCAUCCAGAGAUUAUGAGAAUCUCAAGACUCUCAGAAACGGUGGAACCUGCCAGAAGUCGCGCCCCCUUGCUCACACUCGUGCGAUAUCCUUUCAGAGUCCUCCGCGUCUCUCGCACGCGGAACGACUCGCAGUCAGUACUCGCACGAGACCACCAGAUUUAAUCCAAUGAUUAUUUAUAUAUCGAUCACCCCGUUGGGAUCAUCAUGUAACUUAUCACAUUAUUUAUAAAUAAAUUGUAAUUUUUGUAUAAUAU
Messenger RNA from Linepithema humile (Argentine ant), 1656 nucleotides. It is a transcript of the gene Osi9, whose product is annotated as DUF1676 domain-containing protein Osi9. NCBI's taxonomy places the organism in Eukaryota, Metazoa, Arthropoda, Insecta, Hymenoptera, Formicidae. Gene Ontology annotation, cellular component: membrane. The record is from RefSeq and is a predicted model, not a curated record.